AUGCAUCAUGUAGCGACGUUGAUAGCUCAAAGACAGGAGCUCUAUUCCUACGGUGUAGAGGCUGUUCAAGAGUUUGUAUUGGGUGGAUAUGAUGCUGAAGCUACAACUGCUUAUAACCGUAACCUUUCUGACAUAUCAACUUUGAAAGAUCCCCACUCUAAAGAUGCAUCACAAAGGUAUCAUGCGCAUCAAUACACAAAUGGAACUACUUGAGAUCUUACAAACGAGCCUUGAGAAACCGAGGUAAGAUUUGUUUGUUCGGAACCUAGAGCGAUGAUUAGUUCUAUAACUGAAUUAUCAACAUGCAAAUACACUCUCACAAUCCAAUGCCCAACACUUUGCAAGCACCCUUGUUCCAAGAAGAAAAACCAGUUUGGUAUACAAUCAACUGUAACCCGCUUCCAAAAGACUACAAACAACCAAAAAUGGAAGAUGAUGUUGUACAUGAACACGAUAUUGCUAUGGUAACCGAUAAGUCAUCAUCAUCUGUUUCAGAAGAAUAUGCAACUUAAAGAUAUGUUGUGCACAUUGCGUAUCGUCACAUCAAAUUUACUAAUAGAGAUUUAUCGACGUUUAGAGGUACACAGUGUUUGAAUGAUAUAGUAAACCCAAUGUGCUCAAGUCGGAUGUGGAAGCCGUGAGAGCUGAGAACUUGAGGAUGUGAGGACCGAGUAUGGGAUGCCAAAUGAAUGUAGUGCAGCUGAUGAACGUGCCAAGUUGCUGGCUUCCCUCAUUAUGAAUGACAACUUUAUUAGGUAAUGGGUGGUGAAUGUAAGUAUUUGUGGGACCUAACAUGUAUGUGGGAACCUAUGUCUAUCUGUUUCAUGCUUGGUUUUAAAAGUGUGCCUGCGGCGUGAGGCACAAGUGUUGGCGUCUUGUGUAGGCCAAGGUGCGUGAAAACAAGAGCAAGUGUUGGCGUCUUGGGCUCAGUUUGUCUUUAAUGUUAUGCAUCGACUAUCUAGAUGAGAAGAAUGUAAACUUCAAACAUUGUAUAUAAUUGGUGAUGAUUAUAAUGCACCAGUUAGUAGGAGAAAUUGUGGGUAUAAUGUAUU
Messenger RNA from Helianthus annuus (common sunflower), 1052 nucleotides. RefSeq names its product protein OS-9 homolog. The transcript has 7 exons. Gene Ontology annotation, biological process: retrograde protein transport, ER to cytosol; endoplasmic reticulum unfolded protein response. NCBI's taxonomy places the organism in Eukaryota, Viridiplantae, Streptophyta, Magnoliopsida, Asterales, Asteraceae. The record is from RefSeq and is a predicted model, not a curated record. Gene Ontology annotation, cellular component: endoplasmic reticulum lumen.